GUACGUAAUUAAAACUUGCAGGAACACUUGGACAAGCAGUUAGAAGCUCUGUCAGCCAGAAAAAGCUAUCUCGAAACAAAGAUUAGAGGUAUCACAAAAGCUCUUCCGAAUCUUCAGAUAGUUCACUCGGAUUCUGAACAAUUAUCUGAAAUGAUAUCAUUCACUUGUACUUUGGCUGAAAAUGUCAGUGCCAAAGUUCGUCAGCUGGAUGUCGCUAGAAGUCGGGUGUCAGAAUGCCAGCAACGCGUGCAUGACCUUCUCGAUGUGCAGCUGUGCAGUGACGGAGUGCAGACUGCUCUGUCCAGCGACGAUUAUGAGAAAGCGGCUGCCCACGUCCAUCGCUUCCUCACCAUGGACCAGAGUCUAUUGCAACAGACUGCCGAUGAUGUACAACAAGAUUGUUCUGCGGUCACUAACUCGUUGUCUUUACUCCAAGAGGCAGCCGGCCAAUUGAGAGACAUUGUCACCAUCAAGUUCACUGAAGCAGUCCGUAAAUCAGAUGCGGCUUCAGUUGAACGAUUUUUCAAAAUUUUCCCUCUCAUCAAUAUGCAUGAUUAUGGAUUGGAAAAGUAUUCAGCGUAUCUUGCAGCUAAGUUGGAUGAAGCAUCAGCGAAAAGUAUGAAGUCGACUCUGGAAACGCCUUCCAAUGAUAAGCGUGCCUGUGUUGUAUUCGCUGAUAUGCUGACAGUUCUAUUCGAAACAAUUGCACGUUUGUUCGAGAUUCAUCAACCUCUCAUAGAAACAUAUUAUGGCCCAGGACGUCUACUCAAAGUGUCUUCAAUCAUCCAACAAGAAUGUGAUAAGCAAAGCAAAUUAAUCUUGAACGAAUUCAACAAGCAGAGGUCAAUGGAUAGAAAAAUUGCAUUGAUCAACGAAGUUGAAAGACUCGGAAAUUCCAGCAGUUCCAAUGCAUUGAAUGCAAACAGACUUGAUCCGAAAGACAUUGAUCUUCUUCUCAGCGAAAUAUCAAUUAUGCACUCACGUUAUCAGCUUUAUGUGAGAUUUCUCCAACGUCGCAUUUCUAAUGAUUUAGAAAUUGGCAUAAAAGAUACCGCUAGCCGAGCCGUGCAUCUGAGUGAUAUGGAAGCUCUUAUACAGAACAGUGAUUUGUGUCGAAGAAUGCAAACGCUUCUCGGUCAUUAUCUAUUAUUGGAACGUUACUACAUGGAAAAUAGUGUCAUAAAGGCUGUUUCAAUCGAUACAAUUGACAAAGGAUCUCAAACUUCAAGCAUGGUUGAUGAUGUUUUUUUCAUUGUGAGGAAAUGUAUAAGGAGAGCUGGUACAAGUGGAAGUAUUGACGGCGUGUGUGCAGUGAUCAACAAUGCGUGUGGGGCACUUGAAACAGAGAUGUGUUCAGCGCUUAGAAAUCAAUUGAAACUCGGUUUUCCGUCCGGCUACCUGGAUCUCACCCAAGCCUACAACGUGAUGCUCCAAGGUAGACUACAAACAUCCGAUUCCGAACAAGCAAGAAACACAUUUUUGAUCUACCUGAACAACGCUGACGUGUGCUCUGAGUGUGUGACCACGCUGUGCCGCAGCCUCAGCCACGAGCUGCCCUGCUCAAGUGAGCACGAGCGCGCCAAGCUGGAUAGCUGUCUGGGGGGGCUGAGUGUGGUCACCGCCGCCCUAGGCGCCAUCGUCGACUACGGCCUGCAGCAGCUGCAGGUGUCCGCCAUCAAGCCCCGCAUCGGGCCCUGGGUCGACACCUUCUUCACGCUCUCGCACAAUCUCACUCAGGAAGAAUUUUCGAAUUAUGAAGCAAAUGAACCGUUUGUAAGGAAUUUGAUAGCAAAUCUGAACAUGCUGCUCCUGGAAUUCGAAAAAGUUCUCACUAGCUCGAAUUAUGAUGCGUUGAUUGCAAUUCUGGUGUCUGAAGUGACAACUCAAAUGGAAAAAGUCAUCAUGAAGUCUGAAUUCAACCGGCUAGGUGGUCUUGCCCUGGACAAAGAAGUGCGCUCACUAGUGACAUACCUGAGCAACGCCACUUCUUGGUCUGUUCGAGACAAGUUCGCGCGACUCACUCAGAUUGCAACCGUGCUCAAUUUGGAAAAAGUGUCUGAAAUUUCUGAUUAUUGGGGACAAGACUCCACGUCGAUUCCAUGGAGGUUGACUCCUGGAGAAGUGAGAAAGAUAAUGACUUUGAGGACUGAUUUUCGGAAUGAAGAAAUUAGAAGAUUGAAAUUUUGAAUUUCUAGAAAAUCUGGAUUUCUGCGCAACUGACAUGAUGUGAGGAAUUGAUAGAGCGUCAUGAAUAACUACUGUGUGAAAGUGAGACAACACUGAAUGUAUUAUUACACUGUAUUACACUGAACGCUAUUAGUGAAUUAGUGUAUACGGGUUCAAUUAUAUUGAAAUAGUAUCUCAGUAUCUUAAUUAGAAUUUGCAUUAUAAUUAUUACUUACUCCAUCUACUUUUUCUUCUCAAGUCUAUCACAAUGUAAAUAAGUUGACUUGAUUUGUUAAUAUUUUUUGAAAUAUAAUUUCAAACUUGUUAGAAAUAUAAAAUAAAUUAGUAUAUAAAUUAUAAUGUUGUUGCAUUUUAAAUGGUUACAGUAACUUGAAUCAACCUCUUUCUCCUCUAAUCGUUUGUGUUCUACAUUAUCAUGAUUGAUACGUAAACUAAUCUAUGCAAAUUUAUCGUUAGCACUAGAAUUAUUGUUAUCUGUACAAUGGUGUCUUAUGACAAAACCUUAGAAUUUGUAGAAACAACUUAGUGAAAGCCACACCAAUUAUUGUGUCUUAUUAAAAUAUGUAAAGUGACAGUAAGA
Molecule: messenger RNA, 2767 nt
Organism: Nilaparvata lugens (brown planthopper)
Lineage: Eukaryota; Metazoa; Arthropoda; Insecta; Hemiptera; Delphacidae
Product: conserved oligomeric Golgi complex subunit 4
Exons: 11
Coding region: 151-2187 (678 amino acids)
Source: RefSeq, a predicted model, not a curated record